GGGGGCUGUCAUUGGCCUGUAGCUCCUGAGGCAUGGCCUGGGAACAUCGGAAAGUAUCGCCUUAACGAGGUGUGACCAGCGGCUCUUCGAUCACAAGCUUGUGGUCGGCCCAGGCCUGCAUCACGCGCUAAGGCAGACUUCAACGCCGUCGCUUGAAGAUGAAGUCAUGACAGCCUCUCCCAGGUCCCUCUAAAGCCACAGCACACGGCAUCGAACAGUGCAGCGCAACGCGUCCGUCCUUCUCUACAUACGAGACUCUCAGCGCCAAUCGAGAACUGGACGUGGCUGACAAUCUUGGGAGGACGGACGACGAAUGCCGCCGCCCAAGAAGCCAUCGCCCACACCACCGCCGCCUGCCAUGGCCGACGGCGGAGACUCGGCGCCCGACUUGCGCAUCCAGGGCGACAGCAUUACGCUUCAGCCCAGUGGGUUUGUGGCGCCGCUAGAUGCCGUCCGCGACGGAGAGAAGGAGGAGGCACUGAUGAAGCACAUGGCCCGUUUUCGGUCCGAACCGUUACAGUUCCUCCGCGAAGUCUCCCUUUAUGUGUCAGGCACCGGCUGGCGCGCCUACGACGAUGUCAUCGGCCAGCCUAUCUUCUACUCGGGCUUUUCGGAGCACAUGAAGUCCCUCGUCAUGUCGGCCGCGCUUCUCCAGACAAAGAUAUCCCAGCUGGCCGACAUGCGCGUGGCCGUGGAGGAGAAGGAAGGCUUGCUCAACAAGCACGACAAGGACUUCCAGACGAAGCGCGCUCGCCGCCGCGCCGUCCUAGUCCAGAGCCUCCAGGAGGUUGCCGAGAAUCUCACGGACAACAUGAUCUGCAAGUUCGAGAGCAAGACCUUCAUCCGAGGCACCUACUACGUGGUAACACAGCUGCUCUUGAGGGCGUACCACCAGGGCAUCCAUGUGUCGAGCGAGGAGGUGUUGCGUCUCCGGAGUGUGGCCGAGGAGGCGGCGAGAAAGAAGCAGAGCAUCAUUUUCCUGCCAUGCCAUCGGUCACACGUCGACUAUGUCUCGUUGCAGCUUCUCUGCUACCGCCUGGGCCUUGCGCUUCCGGUUGUGGUUGCCGGAGACAACCUGAAUUUCCCAAUCGUUGGGAACAUUUUACAACACGCUGGCGCCAUGUACAUCCGCCGGUCGUUUGGGGAUGACCAGCUCUACACAACUCUAGUGCAGGCUUACAUAGACGCACUGUUACAGGGCGGCUACAACUUGGAGUGUUUCAUCGAAGGUGGGCGGUCACGGACGGGGAAGCUGCUGCCGCCCAAGUUCGGCAUCCUCAGCUUUGUCAUCGACAGCCUCCUCUCCGGCCGCAUCGAAGAUGCGGUAAUCUGCCCGGUGAGCACUCAGUACGACAAGGUCGUCGAGACCGAAGGCUACGUCACCGAGCUGCUUGGGGUCCCGAAGAAGAAGGAGAAUCUGGCCGACUUUUUGUCUGGAGGCUCGAGCAUGCUUUCACUCAGGCUGGGGAGGGUCGACGUGCGUUUCCACGAGCCGUGGAGUCUCAGGGGGUUCAUCGAUGAGCAGAUCGCCCGACUCUCCAAGGUGCCGUUGGCGAUCAACAUCGACUGGAAGGACACCAAGAAUGCCCUGGUUCGCCAGAAGCUGCUCCGGGUCCUCGGCUACAAGGUGCUGGCCGACAUCAACGACGUCUCGGUAGUGAUGCCCACCGCCCUGAUAGGGACUGUACUCCUUACCCUCCGAGGCCGAGGUGUCGGGAGGACAGAGCUGAUUCGCCGCGUCGAGUGGUUGACGGAUCGAGUCCGGGCGAAAGGGGGACGGGUGGCUCAUUUCGGCAACGCGCCCCUGGCUGAAGUCGUCGAGCGCGGGCUGGAGGUUCUAGGGAAAGACCUGGUCGGCGUUGUUGACGGGCUCGCAGAGCCCACGUAUUACGCUGUCGACCGCUUCCAGCUGUCGUUUUACCGGAACAUGACCAUCCACCUUUUCAUCUCUGAAGCGCUUGUCGCGGCGGCCCUCUACACCCGCGUCAAACAGGGCGGCGGGCCCUCUAACCAGGAUAUCCCGUUCAAAGACCUCCACGACCAGGUCUUGUUCCUCUCAUCACUCUUCCGCGGCGAGUUCAUAUACUCUGGCGAGGGCCUGGCCGUGAACUUGGAAAAGACACUGGCUGGCUUGGAGGCAGAUAGUGUGAUUCUCAUCCAACGCGAUGAAGAAGGCAACAUUACAAAGGUAGGCCUCUCGGACGCUGAAAGGGCCGCCGGGCGAGAAAACUACGACUUCUACUGCUUCCUGAUCUGGCCAUUCAUCGAGGCCAGCUGGCUGGCGGCGGUGUCGCUCAUGGGCUUGAGCCCGCCUCUGGGCCAGAAAGAGGAUAUCUGGAUCCAGCUGUCCAAGGCCCAAGACAGCGCGCAACUGCUCGGCAAGACGCUCUACCACCAGGGCGACCUCAGCUACUUCGAGGCCGUCAACAAGGAGACGCUCAAGAACUCGUUCCAGCGCUUCCAGGAAGAGGGCAUCAUCCAGGUGGUCAAGUCGAAAGACGCCAAGAUCCCUCCGCGCCUGCGGCUCGCGCCCGAGUGGCGGCCGGCUCGCGACGACAUGACGGGCAACCUAAUCGCGUCGGGCCGCCUGUGGGACUUCACCGAGAAGAUCGCGUCUAGCCGCCGCGAGGGCAAGAACCGCCGCGACGGCGCCACCGUCAGCACCCGCGUCGUGCGUCUCACCGACGACCUCGGCCGCAACCUCUUCGAGGACGCCGUCAAGAAGCCCGACACUAAGGGCAAGGGCAAGGGCAAGGGCGUCUCGGCCCCGCCCACGCUCAGCCGCGAGGAGGCCAGGAGCCUGGACAGGACGGUCAGCGAGCAGAAGCGACGCCGCACGUUUGAGAAUAGGGCGCAUCUGUAGAAGAAGACUCGGUUUCUCGUAUUACGAGGCGUUGGAGUUGCAUUGGACUAGGCCUAGAGGUAGACAGAACUAAGGAGUCGGAAGAGAAGAAGAGCGUGUACAUAUGGAAUGCGUACAUAUAUAUAGCCAUUGAGUAUACACCAUAGACUAUGGGACAGCGCGAGAAUUUCCUCGCAUCACUUCAGAUGAAUGGUUUUGUUCAGUC
Messenger RNA from Lasiosphaeria miniovina, 3068 nucleotides. RefSeq names its product acyltransferase-domain-containing protein. Gene Ontology annotation, biological process: glycerol-3-phosphate metabolic process; phospholipid biosynthetic process; fatty acid metabolic process. The transcript has 5 exons. Gene Ontology annotation, cellular component: mitochondrial membrane. Gene Ontology annotation, molecular function: glycerol-3-phosphate O-acyltransferase activity. Lineage: Eukaryota; Fungi; Ascomycota; Sordariomycetes; Sordariales; Lasiosphaeriaceae. The record is from RefSeq and is a predicted model, not a curated record. Bases 314 to 2863 code for a protein of 849 amino acids.